GGCUGUAAUUAUUGAAUGUGGGUUCUAAAAGGCAAUUAAACGCCCGGGGGUGUGAGGACACGUUGUUUGACGAACCCGGAAGUGAGCGGUGCUGCGUUCAAAAACACUAUGGAAAAAACACUACCUACGAAACGCGUCUCUUUGAGAAACGACGAAAAUACGCCACUGAAAAAAUUCUCCGGGCCACGGAUGACCAAGAAGUUCUUAAAGGACCACUGCAGGGAAAACAGGCUAUACAGCACACCGCAUCUGAAUGACACACUCUACCUACAUUUUAAGGGUUUCUCCACUAUUGAAAACUUGGAGGAGUACACUGGGCUUAAGUGUCUGUGGCUGGAAAGUAACGGACUGCAGCGCAUUGAGAACCUGGACGCGCAGAUCAAUUUGCGCUGCCUGUUCCUGCAGCAGAACCUGAUCCACAAGUUGGAAAAUUUGUCACCUAUGCAGAAGUUGUGCUCCCUGAAUGUCUCCAACAACUACAUUAAUACCAUCGAGAACAUCUCCUGCCUCCCUCAGCUCAGCACUCUGCAGAUCGCACACAACAAGCUUGAGGUGGUCAACGACAUCCAGCACCUGAGUGAAUGUGUGGCCCUAACAGUUCUGGACUUGUCACACAACCUCCUCCAUGAGCCAGGGAUUCUUCCCAUCCUAGAGGCCAUGCCAGAAUUGCGUGUACUGAAUUUGAUGGGCAACAAGGUGGUGAGCCAGAUUCCUAACUACAGGAAGACACUAAUUGUCCGUCUUCGGCAGCUUACCUUUCUUGAUGACCGGCCUGUCUUCCCGCGAGACAGGGCAUGUGCUGAGGCAUGGGCCCUGGGGGGUCUUGAGUUAGAACGCAAGGAGAGGGAGCAAUGGGACAACCAAGAAAGAAAAAAAAUCCGGGAGAGCUUGGACGCCUUGGCCUUGAUUAAGAAGAAAGCACAGCGGAAACUGCGUCUUAAAGAAGAAGCUGCGAAAGGUGACUGUGAGGCUUCCAUCAAUUCCGAAACUGCUUGUGAAGAAUCAUCUGCUGAAAAUAUCCGUAGCUUUGUGCAGAAUACAUUGGAUGCCCACGAUGAAUUUCUCCAAAGUCAAAAAACCUGUGAAAACCAGAAAGAUGACCAGGAAUCAGAAUUGGAGCAGCUUGAUGAAUACUUAGAGUCCAACAGUGAAGAUGAAAUGUUUAAGGAGGAUAAAGAAUUGGCCCAAGAAUCAGAUGAAGAGAAAGCUCGUGUUGUUGUUGAUAAAACAGGAACAGAAACUACAAUAACUGUAAACUAUGAUGACGAGGAGAACCAGAUUCUUUCAGUGAAGGUAGACUCACAUUGUCCCAGUCUACCGGUAACCGGACUGGGGGAUGCAACGGUGCUACACAUUGACGACAUUCUUGUUGCUGAGGAUGAUAAACCGCCUAGCAUCCAAAGCCCUGUGAAUGACAAACUGGAGGGGGAUGGUUUGAUAGAGGAGCUUGAUGGAGAUUUGAAGGAAGAGAUUAAACAGAAAGAUGAAGAACCGUCUCAAUGUGGUGAUGAUUGUCAAGGGGACCUGGUUCUUGAGCAUGAGUCAGGACAAGAAUGUACAAUUUUAAAAACUGAGCACGAGCUUUCUUCCGUAACGGAAUAUUCCCCCAAAGAAACACAAAGUUCUAUCAGUCUCCGGACUCAAACGGAGGAUUCAGUCUCGAUGAAUGUUGAUAAUAUUUGUCAUUUUGAUUUAGAAAUGCCUCCUGAAAAUACUCAUAGAGUUGUGCAGGAAAUACUGGAGGUACAUGAGGAUGUUCUGCCUGUUCAAACAAUAUCACAAACUGUUGAAAACAGUGAAAAGGAAGAUGACUCAAAACCAGGGUUCCUGUAUGAAAGACUGGAGAACAAGGGUGAUAUUUCUGGAGAAAUGGAACAUGAACAUCACACCAUGAAUUUGGGUGGAGAAAGGGAUGAAGUUCAUGGCAGUGAAGCAGGAAGAGAACCUGCAACAUUUUUAAACCCUGAUAGCCAAUAUGUCCAGCACCUUUUCGUGGUAGAAUCUGGGGAAGAACCACCGAGUCUCAUUGUAUCGCAAACUGGGCUGCAGAGUGGGGAUUUACUCCAUACUGAUGAUUGUGUUGAUGAUAAUGUCAAACCAUCUGCUGAGAACAUCAGUAGAUCUCCGCUGGAAAUACUGCAGGUUCAGCAAUUUGAGGAAGACCAGAGAAGAGUUGAAGAUUCUGAAUCAGAGCAGCUUGAUGAUUUCAAGACUGAAAUUGAAGGGGAGAUUUCUAAAGAAGAUAAAGACUAUCAGCAGGUGGCUGGAGCGGAGUUUAAUGUCUUUGCAGAUGAAGCAAUAAUAAAUUCUAAAAUGAUAGUAUACCCAGACCAACAAGGGAACCAACUUCCUUUGGUGAUAAUUCCUUGUGAAGAGCCACAAAACACAUGUCAACUGGGGACUGGAUUGCAGAGUGCAGAGAUCCUGCAUACCCAUGAUAGCUUUUAUCUUAAAAAUGUGGAACCAGCUUCUCUGAAUAUUGUGGAUGACAUACUGGUUCACCAAAGUCAAACAGUACUUGGGUCUGAUGAAAACCAGAAAAAAUAUGAAGACUCUGAAUCAGAGCAGCCUGAUGAAGGUAUGAAGCCAUCUAAGGAAGAUGAAGAAAGGGCUAAUUGGGGUGAUGGGCAGGGGGAUUGGGUUCUUGCAGAUGAAGCAGGAAAUGAGCUCGCAACAAAUAUAAACCCUGAGCUUCAGGAGAAUCAACUUCCUUUGGUCACUGUAGAUUCUUCUCAAGACCUGGAGGAUCUUAUCGAUCUUAUUGUUUUUGAGGAUGUUGAACCACUCACUGAGAACAUCCAAAUUUGUGUCCAGGAUACACUACAGGACUACGAGGAUUUUCUCCAAAGUCAAACUACACAACCACCUUAUGAAAACCAGGAAAAAGACGAAGUCACCAAAUCAGAGCAGCUUGAUAAUGGAUCGGGGGUCACAAUUGAAGAAUUUAUGUCUAAAGAAGAAGAACAACAAUCUCAACAUGCUAACAAUUAUGUAGUUAGUGAUGAAGCAACAAUAGAACUUACAGAAAAUGUAAACCAUGAACAUCAUGGCAACCAGCAGCCUUCCAUGGAGGUAUUCCCUACUCAAGCACUUCUCAAAACUCGAGUGCAUAGUGACGAUCAUCCUAAACUUGAGAAUGUGGAAGCAGUUGGUAGGAAAAUUCAUUACCUUGUGCAGGACUCAUUGGAAGUCAAUGAAGAGUUUGUCCAAGGUCAGACAUCACAACAUAUAGAUAGAGAGGAGGAUUCAGUUAUUGCUGAUGAUGUAGGAAAUGAGCUUGCAACAAAUAUAAACCCUGAGCUUCAGAAGAAUCAACUUCCUUUGGUCACUGUAGAUUCUUCUCAAGACCUGAAGGAUCAAGCAAUGCUCAUCGAUCUUAUUGUUUUUGAGGAUGUUGAACCACUCACUGAGAACAUCCAAAUUUGUGUCCAGGAUACACUACAGGACUACGAGGAUUUUCUCCAAAGUCAAACUACACAGCCACCUUAUGAAAACCAGGAAAAAGACGAAGUCUCCAAAUCAGAGCAGCUUGAUAAUGGAUCGGGGGUCAGAACUGAAGAAUUUAUGUCUAAAGAACAAGAACAACAAUCUCAACAUGCUAACAAUUAUGUAGUUAGUGAUGAAGCAACAAUAGAACUUACAGAAAAUGUAAACCAUGAACAUCAUGGCAACCAGCAGCCUUCCAUGGAGGUAUUCCCUACUCAAGCACUUCUCAAAACUCGAGUGCAUUGUGACGAUCAUCCUAAACUUGAGAAUGUGGAAGCAAUUGAUAGGAAAAUUCAUUAUCUUGUGCAGGACUCACUGGAAGUCAAUGAAGAGUUUGUCCAAGGUCAAACAUCACAGCAUAUAGAGAGAGAGGAGGAUUCGGUUAUUGCUGAUGAAGUAGGAAGAGGACUUGAGCACCAGGAUAGUCAGUUUCAUUCAGUUUGCGUAGAGUCUUGUGAAGGCUGGGAGGAUGCAGAGCUGGUCUGGAUUGAGGAUAUUAUUCUUGAAGAAGUCGAACUACUUGUGAACAGCAUUCAAAGUUUAGUGAAAGAUACACCAGAGGCUGAGGACUUUCUGCAGAGUCAAAAAACAGAUGAAAAGCAAGAAAACAAUGAGAUCUCUGAAACAGGGCCUCUUGAAGGAGUUAUGAAGAGUCAAAAAGUAGAGAUCUCCGAAGAACAGAGAGAACAACCUCAGACUGAAGGAGAGCUGGUUCUUGCCAGAGAAACUACAAAGGAACCUGCAGCAGUUAUGAAUACACCGCAAUGGGAAAACCAACUCCCAUCAGUGGUAGAUUUUCUUAACGAACCACAAAGUCCUGGUGCGAUGGAGAGUGAACUGGAGGAUGACGUUUUACUAUAUACUGAUGAUAUUCUUUUUGAGGAUAUGGAACCACAUGCUGAGAAUAACCAUAACCUUGUUCAAUACACACAAAAGGUCCAUGAGGAGUUUCUCCUAAGUAAAACAAUACGAUAUACCAACAUAAACCAGGAAAAAAUAGACGACUCCAAUUUAGAACACCUUGAUGAAGAAGUGGAGGUUGAGAUUAAACAUGAGUUGUCUGGAGAAGACAAUGGAAAGGCAAGAGAGGACUUCUGGGUUCUUGCCAGUGAGACAGAAAUGGAACCUUCAACAAUUGAGCACCAUGAAAACAAACUGAGUUUGGUGAUGGUAGAUUCUGAAGUAGCUUGUGAACCAGGCCCGCAAGAAACUGGACUGGAAGUUGUCGAGCUGCUUCACCUUGAUGAUCGCCCUGAUUUUGAGGUUGUGGAAAUGUCCUCCCCUCGGCAGGUGGUCGAAACAAAAACAGAAGUCUUAUUAGCAGAUGGUUUUGAAGAUGGAUCAGUCAUUAUUAACAUGCUCCCUUGUGGUCCAGAUUAUAUGUCACUGCCUUUAAUGAGCAGUGCCAACAAGCCACCAGAACCUCCUCAUGAUCCUUCCUUCUUAUACCCAGAAGAGGAUGAUAAGCUUCUGGAUCUGGAACUAGAGAAAAAUUUGAAUCACAUCAAAUUUCCCUCUUCAAGCCCACAUCUGGAAUGAGCUGGAAUGAUGUCAUAAGACUUUCUAACAGCACUUUGGAUUUUGUAUGUAUGCACUUUAAAUUAAACAUAGAAGUUCAUACGCAACAGAACAGAAUAAACCAAAGUAAACACACCAAAGUCAAUGCAAUGACAAACAUAAGCUUUUCACAAUGAAAACUU
This is a messenger RNA of Corythoichthys intestinalis (scribbled pipefish), 5186 nucleotides long. RefSeq names its product dynein axonemal assembly factor 1 homolog. The transcript is spliced from 2 exons. NCBI's taxonomy places the organism in Eukaryota, Metazoa, Chordata, Actinopteri, Syngnathiformes, Syngnathidae. The record is from RefSeq and is a predicted model, not a curated record. Gene Ontology annotation, molecular function: protein binding. Bases 109 to 5025 code for a protein of 1638 amino acids.